Penicillium canescens is the source of this 1578-nucleotide messenger RNA. RefSeq names its product general substrate transporter. Lineage: Eukaryota; Fungi; Ascomycota; Eurotiomycetes; Eurotiales; Aspergillaceae. The coding region runs from base 1 to 1578 and encodes 525 amino acids. The transcript has 6 exons. Gene Ontology annotation, molecular function: myo-inositol:proton symporter activity. The record is from RefSeq and is a predicted model, not a curated record. Gene Ontology annotation, biological process: transmembrane transport. Gene Ontology annotation, cellular component: membrane.
AUGAAGACCAAAACAGACGCCUUGCAUGUCGAGGAUACAUCCAAAGUCGACAUUCAGACACUAUCGCUAGACUCUAUCGAACAGACCAAGUCUGGAUACUACAUCUGGCUAGUUUCUAUCGCAGUGGGCGUGGGCGGUUUCUUAUUCGGCUACGACACUGGUAUCAUAUCUGCUGUUCUUGUAGUCCUUAACGAAGACCUCGGCCAUGCGCUCAGCUCCAACGAGAAAGAACUCAUCACCUCCCUGACCUCGGGCGGAGCCUUUUUCGGGGCCCUCGCCGCGGGCUGUUCGGCCGACAAGUACGGCAGAAAGAUAGGUAUUUUCCUGGGCUGCAUUGUGUUCGUCAUCGGAGCCGUUCUACAAGCAUGUGCCUUCAGCCUGGCGCAGAUGGCGGUCGGGCGGUUUGUCAUUGGCAUCGGAGUGGGCUCAGCAGCCAUGAUUAUUCCCUUGUACAUCGCAGAGGUCUCUCCUGCCAAAUAUCGUGGCCGCAUGAUCGGCCUCGAUAACAUGUCUAUCACUGGCGGACAGUUAGUAGCCUACGGCGUUGGCGCAGGGCUGGCGGAGGUAUCCCAUGGCUGGCGAUACAUGGUUGGCCUGGGAGCUGUGCCGGCCCUUGUUUUGGCAGUUUGCCUUCACUUCUGCCCCGAGUCGCCGCGACAGUUAAUGUAUCACGGCAAGUCGGAGGAGGCAGCGCGGGUGGUGGCGAAAAUUUUCCCCAAUGGGACAGACCUGCAGGUCCAGCAGAAGAUUCAACACAUGACCAUCCACGUGGAAGAAUCAAGAGCUUUGAACGGGGAGAGUGGGUUCUGGAAGCAGCUCAAGCAACUCUAUGUCGUCCCUUCCAACUUCCGGGCCCUAGUGGCAGCCUGCGGACUGAUGGGCAUGCAGCAGUUUACAGGCUAUAACACGCUGAUGUACUAUUCCUCCACACUGUUUGGGAUUGUCGGGUUCAAGGAUCCCAUUGCGGUGGGCACUAUCAUCGCUGGGACAGGAUUUGGUUGCACGUUUGUGUAUUUCCUGAUGAUUGAUCGAUUUGGAAGGCGACUCAUUCUUCUGUCCACAAUGUGGGGCAUGGCUGUAUUCCUUGCCGUUGCUGCGAUUGGUUUCCACUGGAUCCCGGUACGCCACAACCUCUCCUUAGAAACUAACAAUAUCGGAUGGCCUGCUUACCUGGUGCUGGCUUCGAUGAUCAUUUUUGUUAUCUUCUACUCUCUGGGAAUUGGAAAUCUGGCUUGGGUUUCGAGCGAAUUCUUCCCUAUGGAGAUUCGAGCCCUGGGAACUAUGAUGAUGACUUGCACCUGCUGGGGUACCAACAUCGUUGUUGCUUCGACGUUUCUGACCCAAAUGGAAAAUACGACACCCUCGGGUGCUUUUGGAUUUUAUGCUGUCUUAUGCUUUAUUGGCUGGGUUGCUGUCUAUUUCUGGUACCCUGAGGUUAGGGGCAUGACUCUGGAAGACAUCAGAGAGGUAUUCAACCAUGGGUUUGGAGUGAAAUACGCUCGACGUGUUCAGAAAGAACUGGCACGCCAGCAAAAAGCCCAGAUCGAAUCAGAAAGUGGAUCGGCUCAAUUCUCAUGA